Molecule: messenger RNA, 798 nt
Organism: Pelobates cultripes (western spadefoot toad)
Lineage: Eukaryota; Metazoa; Chordata; Amphibia; Anura; Pelobatidae
Source: the annotation of a GenBank genome assembly
AUGGGAAUUUACUUCCUGGUUCGACAUCCUAUAUUUAAAGGGUAAGCACCUCUAUUCUGUCAGUAUGCUGUGUGAUGUAUCUCUGCAUAACUGGAUUAAACUUCUGUUUUCUGGCUGCAGGUAAGUGACAUUUCUUGUCCUUUUUAUUAUGAAUUUCUCUAUUCUCCAGUCCUUUUUCAAAGCAAUAAUUGGUUGCUGGAAAUUCUAAUUUUUUUCUAGCUGCCCAUACUAUGGAUUCCCCCGGUCAGGCUUUGAGAAAUAGGUCGCAAUCUAGAGGUUCUGAGUAAGUCACUGCAAAAUUUUAAAGACACAAUACUUAAAAAAAACAAAAAGAGUGCAUUUCAGACUUCUGACUGGAGGAUUUUCAGUUCUGCCCACAGAUCCUCAUACAAGAAAAAGAAGGAUAAGACCUCCUUAUGUGAAGCUUGUGACAACAAGGUGCUUCCUGGGAAAAGGCUCUGCUUAGCUUGUCUUAAAGCAGCGGCAGGCCAUACUGAACCAGAUCCAGAUAUUCUUUCUUACAUCCGUCAAGCAGUUUCAGAGGGUCUUCGACAGUCUGAGAAGGCUAAGAAAAGACGUAGAUCUUUUAGCCCAAAGGAAUAUGCUGACUUAAGCUAUGAUGAAUAUGUACCCCCGGUAUUUGAGCAAGACGAGUUGUCAUCUCAGGAUGAAGAAUAUGGGGCCUCUCCUGUCUUUAUAGACAGUGUGAAAAUAGAAGCUUUAAUCAAGGCAGUUCGUGAUACCUUUGAGCUUAAUGAUAGGAGGAACCAGCUUCUAGUAAGUAUUUUGCUGACCUGA